This is a messenger RNA of Zootermopsis nevadensis, 936 nucleotides long. Its product is annotated as core-binding factor subunit big brother. NCBI's taxonomy places the organism in Eukaryota, Metazoa, Arthropoda, Insecta, Blattodea, Termopsidae. Gene Ontology annotation, biological process: regulation of transcription by RNA polymerase II. Gene Ontology annotation, molecular function: sequence-specific DNA binding; transcription coactivator activity. The record is from RefSeq and is a predicted model, not a curated record. Gene Ontology annotation, cellular component: core-binding factor complex; nucleus.
GAGCGCUGUCGGGACAGCCAGUGUUGCGCUCAGCUCUGUGCCAGCGAGAUGCAUGCGAUGAACGAUCCUGCUGCCCUGGCUGGGAUGCUGCCGUUCGAUUCCAUCGGCCUGUACGAACAGCCCAAACCACGGUUCAUCUUCAAGAUGCCGCGCGUCGUCCCCGACCAGAAAUCCAAAUUCGAGUCGGACGAACUCUUUCGGAGACUGAGCCGAGAAAGCGAGGUGCGGUACACGGGAUACAGAGACAGGCCACAGGAGGAGCGACAAGUAAGGUUCCAGAACGGAUGUCGCGAGGGACACACGGAGAUUGCUUUUGUGGCGACAGGAACGAACAUCCAGCUAGUGUUUAACCCCAGCACCAACGGAUACAGCACGGCCGAUCACGGGCGCGAGUGUGAUUUCGACAAGGAACACGGCAAGGUGCACCUGAGGUCGCAUUUCAUAAUGAACGGGGUUUGUGUGAGGUGGCGCGGGUGGAUCGACCUGGAGCGUCUGGACGGCGUCGGAUGCCUGGAAUACGACGAGGACAAAGCGCAGAUGGAAGAUUCCAUGCUGAGAGACCAGAUUGAACGCUAUAACCAGAGAUUACGAGAUUUCGAGGAGAAGCAGAGAGCAUAUCGCCAGCAUCAGGAGCGUCCAACAGAUCCCGAUCUGGAGUUGCGGAUGUCCAGCAGCCUCCAGCAUCACCCAGUGACGGCGAGGUGCCACGGAGGACCGCAGCGCGUCGGCCUUUCACUGCAAGCACCACGGAAGAAGAGCGACCUAAGUCACGGACAUCACAACUAACAAGAAUUUGUGUUUUAAUAUUAUAUUUCUGUUCUCCCUGUAAUAUGGUAGACCAAUCCAUUCGUUUCGUUACAUCGUUCUGUACAUUGAUUGAUUGUAAUUUAUGUGUAUACACUUCUAUAAGUAUAAAUAAAAGUAUCUUUACAGCUU